This is a messenger RNA of Capsella rubella, 454 nucleotides long. RefSeq lists its product as uncharacterized. The record is from RefSeq and is a predicted model, not a curated record. The coding region runs from base 56 to 454 and encodes 132 amino acids. Lineage: Eukaryota; Viridiplantae; Streptophyta; Magnoliopsida; Brassicales; Brassicaceae. The transcript is spliced from 3 exons.
UAAACUCAUCUCCUCUGUCGUCGUUGACAUCAUUUUCUAGACUUGAAGCAGAUCGAUGGAGCAGAUGGAUGUAAAAAGGGACUCUCCGGUUGGAUCCGUGGAACUUGCAACAACUGAAACAAAGAAGAGUGACAACGUUGAUAAAGGUUCGUCUUCUAAGAAUGAGAUGCAGCAGAUUCUGAGAGUAAAGUUGGACGACUUCAAAAAGCAAAUAAAAAUGCUAGAACGCAUGAUCCCCAAAAUAGGUGAUUCUAGUAGAAAGAAUGCUCUCCAACUUUAUCUGGAUGAUAUGAAACCAACCGUGGAGAAUGCAGAAGCUCUCCUCGGCAAAUUUAAGUUUGAAGAAAAAGACUUCUCUAGAAUAGUGGAAUCUAUAAAGGUUGCCAAGUCUGAAGUUCUUGAUCGUCUUUCCUUUGAGAAGAAGAUGAUACAACAAGAUAAGAGGAAGAAAUGA